GCCGCCCUUGCUGCUGCCAACUGCAACCCUUCAUACGACGUUGCAGAGCCAGGACCGUGUGUCAAGGAAUGCAAAAUCAAAGCCGGCCAGGACAUGUGGGCUCAAUGGACCGAUGACCCAGCAUCCGCAGACUUUAUUGAAUCCUUGAGCUACAAGUGCGAAAGAGGAACCCCCGCCUAUACCACGUACAUGACUCAAUCUGGAAUGUGUGUUAUGAACUGCUCGGCUGACGAGCAAGCUGACUACGGAAACCGCGAGCACGCUGAUUCUUGUGCUUGGUACCAAGAGCACAAGGAUGAUACCUGUGCUGAAGCUAGUCCAAGCCCCUCCGCUUCAGCCGAUGCCUCUGAAUCUGCUUCUGCCUCUGAUAAUGCUGAUGCUACUGAAACCAGCCCUUCGUCCAACGACGACAAU
This is a messenger RNA of Zychaea mexicana, 414 nucleotides long. RefSeq lists its product as uncharacterized. The transcript has 2 exons. Lineage: Eukaryota; Fungi; Mucoromycota; Mucoromycetes; Mucorales; Lichtheimiaceae. The record is from RefSeq and is a predicted model, not a curated record. The annotation marks the transcript as partial.